Brassica rapa (field mustard) is the source of this 1770-nucleotide messenger RNA. Its product is annotated as S-protein homolog 13-like. NCBI's taxonomy places the organism in Eukaryota, Viridiplantae, Streptophyta, Magnoliopsida, Brassicales, Brassicaceae. The record is from RefSeq and is a predicted model, not a curated record.
UUCAGAUCUAUUACACAACUCUUCUAUAUGAACAUUCAUGAAAGAAACUGUAGCAUGUGGUUUGAUAAGGAGACGUCCCGCGGGAUGGCCCGCGAAGACCUAUAUAUUUUGCGGUACAGGCCGGCAUUUUGAAGACCACAGUCCGCGCGGGACAAACCCGCUGUGAUCCGCUCGACGACUAACCCGCCGCGGUACGGGACGGAACGGUAUGGGUAAACCUGUUUGAUAUCUCUAAUUCUGCAUGAUAACCAUCAAAGAACCUCAAUUAGUAGCCCAUUAAAGAAUUUAAGACAAGCCAUUGCGCGUCUGAUGUGGAAUUGAACAACAUAUCCAAAUAAUAAUAAAUUUAAUGCAGUGAAAUUUUAUUGAAAUGUCAAAGUUGAAACUUUACAAACUUAUGCUAUGCAGUAAUGAUAUAUCAUUCAUUUAAACAUAACGCUCUAAACUUUUCACCCUAGGUCAUAAAAAUCUCAAAGAGAAUGAAGAUGACUGUGGGCAAAGCUUCUCAAAACAACACACUUUAUUUAUAACCUUUAGGGUUUGCUCUCUGUUUUUAUCUACAAAGAUAGAUGAAAAUAGCUUCUAGUACUUCUAACUAUGGAAGCGGCAACAGUAACACGGUCUAGUUGCCAUAUAAUGGACAUUCACCUGACCCUAUUUGUUACGUGAGCCCCAAGACUCAACGAAACACACAUUCAAGAAAACAUAACGAUCGUUUAGUACAAAUGGGGAGAAACCAAACCUGGUGGUUCUUCAUGGCGGCUAUUGUGGUCGCAACAUUGUUACCAUCACCAACCAAGGCUGGUCGUCUAGAGCUAAAGAACGAAAUCUCAGGGGUGUCUGGUGUCAGGAAAUCGAGGCUGUCCGUGCGGUGCUGGUCGAACGAGAACGACCUCGGGUGGGACGUGAUAAAGCCAAUGAAGUCACGGGUGUGGAAGUUCACGACAAUGAACAUGUGGCCGUUCCAGAAAACUGAGUUCAGGUGCCAGUUUCGUAGCGGGUUUGGAACUACGAGCCAAGACGUUGUGACAGUGUUCUCUGUCCAGAGCGGGUUUCGGAGAGAGUGUGGAGAUGGACGCGAUGAGUGCAUUUGGGUAUCGAAGAGAGAUGGGUUCUAUCAAAGAAGGGUCGUAAGGGACGAGGGUAGCCGUAAGGAAUUCGUAGAUGUCCUCAAAAGCAAAUGGGUUUGGAAAUGGUGAUAACUUCAAUUUUUUAUCAGUAACAUUCAUUAUAGGGGUUAAUCUACGUGAUAACGUAGCCAAACCAUGACUAUUAACCACUACACUACAUGUUAGAUUGAGUCAAUCAAUAUUUCUUAUUCGUUUUCUUACACCUUUGUGUUAGACUCGGACGGUUAAGCGACAAUUUCAAUUGUUGUAGUACAUUAUACAAAUCUAUAUAUAAAACAAGGAUUUAUAAUUUUAUUUGAGCAUAGGGUAUAUAAUUUAAAACUUAUAAAAUGUCAGACCGGAAUAACUAAAGGGUUACUGGUAAGUGAAUUCUCAUCAACUUUAAAAUUUUUAAGAAUCCAUUGUUAUUGGUUCUUGGAUUUCAAAAAUCUUAAUAGAAUUCAUUGUUAUUGGUUUAAGAAUUUUCAAAAUCUACAAAUCUCUUGUUAUUCAAAAAGUUUAGUUAUUAUUGAUUCUCUAAUUCUAACUAAAUCUAAUGUUAUUGGGAGAUGAAUUAUAUUCAUUUUUACUCAUAAGACACAACUUUCAAAAUAUCAUAUGUAUUUAUGUGAUUUUCAAAAUUCUUGUGAUAAAAAAACUA